GAAGGCGGGACCUACAUGCGUAUACAUCAACAUCAACCUCUUUAUCACGCUGAUCAUGAUUUCGCACGCGGGCGGCAUUUUAUGCCAUCGACGCGCACGUUGCGCAGGAGGGAUUCCGCCAUGCCAGCUGAUGGGGGCGCCGACCCUGCCGCUGACAGAACUUUUCUCUGCCCCCCGCGAUCGCACGACGGUCGAUGAGCUGCGCUCCUGGCGGGGAUGAACGCGCCGCUGCGGCCGAUAGUUGACGGGGAUGUCGAGCGCUUGAAGGCGCUGUGCAUCUUCAUCGCGUGCAACGUGCUCUGCUACGGCAUCCAUGUCGCGCUUUUCGUCUCGGCGAUGUCUGUGCUGGCCCGACGCUCGCGGAUGGGCAGCUUCGUCCCCAUCAUUACCACCACCAUCUUCCUCCUCGCCACCGCUUGGCUGAUCUCGACCUUCAACUACACCCUCAUCCGCGUGCCUGUUCCCCCACGUCCCGAGGACGCCGCUCUCGCGAUGCGACUCAACAAGACCGACCUCACCCUAUCCCGCAUCAACGUACGCCGCGUUCUGUGCCCCAUGGAGUCCGGGCUCACUCUCGAACAGGCCAUCUUGUCUGACUUGAUAGUUGUCUGGCGCGCCUGGGCGCUCUGGCCCGAGAGCGUGUUCGUCAAGUCGCUGCUAGCGUUCUGCAUGGCCGGUACUGUUGCCGGUACUCUCGGCGACAUCGUCCUGGUCCAUAUGGGCGGGUCGACUCGCUCCAUGCAGUUGGCGCGCCUCCUCCUGAGCAUCCUCCCCAUCCUGCUCACCAACAUCGUUGCAACUGUGGUCGUGAGCGUCAAGGUCUGGGAGUAUCGCCGGACGAUUAGGGAUUACCUCGCGCAACCGACGAGCACGCCUAUCGAGAACGUUCUGCUCCUAAUUGUCGAAUCCGGCGGCCUAUAUAUUGCCAUCUGGGUCAUCUUCCUCCUCCUCUGCCUCUCCGACCUCCCCGCGGCCUUCGGCGCCGGCGGUCCCACAUCGCCCGCGUACCUCAUGGGUAGCAUCAUUCCCUCGCUCUCGGGCAUAUACCCGACCGCCAUCAUCAUCAUCACGGCCAUGCAGACCUCGCCCGAGGCGUCGCUCGCAACCAUCGACCUCCAAGCCGUCACUAUCGAAUUCUCGAGACCUCCGGAGCUCCAGACGACCCCGCAGGAGGAAGACUGUAUACCGCUUGAGACCAUGCCUCCUGGCGCAGGGAGGCGGAGGUCUUCCAGCGUCAGUGCUAAAGCGGCGAGUGAUCGAUAUAGUCUCUCAUGAUCUGCAACGCUCUUGUUGUCGCGGUUGUAUGCCAUGUAGUGCUUUGCUUUCGAUGCCUUGUACUUGUACAUCAAUUCUUGCACCUGUGAAGACACGAAUUACUGUGUCUCUAAUCCUCGAACGCCAAUCACCGCCUACGAGUCCGUCC
This is a messenger RNA of Schizophyllum commune H4-8, 1423 nucleotides long. RefSeq lists its product as uncharacterized. Bases 217 to 1275 code for a protein of 352 amino acids. Lineage: Eukaryota; Fungi; Basidiomycota; Agaricomycetes; Agaricales; Schizophyllaceae. The record is from RefSeq and is a predicted model, not a curated record. The transcript has 7 exons.